AUGGGUCGCUUCCUCCAUGAUCAAGAUCGCAGAGCCCCCAUUCUCAAUGUAGUCAACUGGUUCCUCCUCGUGGUCGCCGUCCUGAGCGUCCUCACAAGGCUGGGAACGAAGCUAUGGAUGUUCCAUCGCUUCACCAGCGAUGAUUACUUGAUUAUGGUCUCGCUGCUAUUCGCCAUGGGAGGAUCCAUCAGUAUGUCAGUCGCCGUCCACAACGGCUAUGGUGAUCACGUUGGGGCUAUUGAUGGUUUGCAUUGGGAAGCGAUUCAAAAGGCACAGUACGCAGGUUUCUUGGUGUUUACUCUAAGUCUCUACUUUUCGAAACUAUCGCUGUCGGUAUUUAUCCGGAACCUGACCCCCGUCACUCGAGACCAUGUUCAUGCGACCGUCCUGCAAGUUCUCUUGACCGUCUGGGCGGUUGUCGCGGUCUUUGGCAGCGCCUUCCAGUGCCAAGCCUCGCGACCUUGGGAUACUAGCGGCUCAUGCAUUGAUCUUAAUGCGUGGCAGUACUACUUCUGCGCCUCCAACAUCGUGACCGAUAUCAUGAUCAUCGUCCAGGCGCUGGUGUUGAUCAGUCGCAUCCAAGCGUCGUUCAAGAAAAAGAUGGUGUUUGCCACGAUCUUCCUGUCCCGUAUUCUAGUCAUCCUCCCAUCCAUUGCCCAGCUCGUCCUGAUCCACGACGUCGCAAACUCCCCCGAUCGAAGCUUUGACGACUACGGGGUGGCCAUUGCCGUCGAGACGGUCCAGUGCGCGAGUAUCGUCACCGCCUGCUGGGGUCAGCUGAAACCAUUCCUGAAUCAGCUCAAGUCGAACGGCCUGCGCAUUCAGGGCGUGGAGUAUCAGCACACGUCCGCCAAAGCCUCCGACCCCCGGUCGGAGGGCCGGGACGAUCAGUCGCGACACACGGAACCGAAUCACUCGCACAGCCAUCAUGAGCUCGUCCCCAUCGGGUCCGGUCAGGGCAAUAUGACCACAAUCUCAGCGGCGCGCGCAUGGGACGCCGAUAGUCAGUCGAGUCAAGCAGGGAUGAUCCGGGAGACUCGCACGUGGAACGUCAGUGCGGCGCGGCGCAGCGAGCGGAGUGAUAGUUUGUGA
Messenger RNA from Aspergillus bombycis, 1092 nucleotides. RefSeq lists its product as uncharacterized. The transcript is spliced from 5 exons. NCBI's taxonomy places the organism in Eukaryota, Fungi, Ascomycota, Eurotiomycetes, Eurotiales, Aspergillaceae. The record is from RefSeq and is a predicted model, not a curated record. The coding region runs from base 1 to 1092 and encodes 363 amino acids.